Messenger RNA from Chlorella variabilis, 2169 nucleotides. RefSeq lists its product as hypothetical. The coding region runs from base 104 to 1087 and encodes 327 amino acids. The record is from RefSeq and is a predicted model, not a curated record. NCBI's taxonomy places the organism in Eukaryota, Viridiplantae, Chlorophyta, Trebouxiophyceae, Chlorellales, Chlorellaceae. The transcript has 5 exons.
CUUCACAAACACACAAUCCGGCUUGGACAAGGAGGAGAAGGCCCACUGCACCUACCUUGGCGUGUUGCAGGGCUCUUUCAGCGGCGGAAGAACCACGCCCGCAAUGGCUGCCAGCGCGGCCUGCAGCUUCUCGGGGCGCGCCCAGACGCCCUUUAGCCAGCCAGGCCGCACGCGCCGGCGACAGCUGCGCGCCACCCCCAGCAUCCGCAGCAGCUUGGAAGAGGAGUUCAAGAAGCAGUGUCUAGGCCGCACCAAUGGCACCAGCAGCAGCAGCAACCAGGAGCGCUUGAAGGACUUGAGCGCCUCUCACUUUGGCGGCGGCGACCGCGCGGCGGCGGGCAAUGGCGCCAGCCUGCAGCCCCCCGCCGCCGACGGCAGCAGCAGCAACAACUGCGACGAGGCGGCGCCCUUCACCGCCAACCUACCGCUCAGCGGGGAGCCCUACCACCCGCUCGAGUUCUACCCCACCUCUCAGAUAGACCUGGACUGGGGCUCCGCCGCCACGCCCGACGAGCCGUGGGCCGGCGGCGCCGAGCGCUCACGCUGCUUUGUCAUCCUCUUUGGCGUGGGCCGCGCCGAGACGGAGGGCAUCUACUCGCUGCGUGCAGUGGCGAAGGACGACGGCCUGCCGGUGGACACGAUAGUGGCGUUUGAGAACGAGGAUGAUGCGCUGAGGUACUCCACGCUGCUUGAGGCCACCAUGGACCACGAGCCCACGGUGUGGCCCAUUGAGUGGGGCGAGCUGCUGGAGUUCUGCAACUCUGCGGGGUACCGGUGCCGCCUGGAGCCGUCUGGCAGCCUGCUCAUCCCCCCCGACUACAACGUGGGCAUGACCGACUGGGAGAAGAGCCUGAGGCUGCGCAAGGGCGAAUUCAGCGUGCUGGGCAACGAGCCCGCGCCGCGCCAGGCGGGCGAGGGCUUCUUCCUCGACGGCCCAAACUGGGUCUUCGAGUCGGCUCCCAUCAUGCAGGAUGACGAGGAGGUGCACACGGAGCACCUGAACGCUGUCAUCGACAGCCAGCUGAGCAGCCCCGCUGCGCUGGAGGCCAUGAAGGCCAGCCUGGAGCGCCUGCUGCCCCAGGAGUGAGCCCGCCCUUUUGGGUACCUCCCCACAUUUCAUCGGGCCAGCGCGACGUGCGCCGCGCCCCUGCACAUUGAUUGAUUUUCGGCCCACCCCUUUCUUCCAUUAGUUAGUGCAGCAGGCCCACCAUUCCGCAGUGGAACGCUCUGCAAGUUUUGGUUGUUGACGCAUCCCCGCCGCUGUGGCCGCCAGCUGGCAGCCGACCUGCGGACGCUCCCCCUCCCUCUCUCCCCCCACUUUAACCCUCCCCGCCGGCGUCUUUUCGCCUUUUGGCUGCUCUCUUCCCUCCCAUUUUGAACAAAUGAAGUUUUCGCCAGCGACCUAGUUCAUUCCGGCUGCGGCGUGCCCCCCUCGCCCGGCUGAGCUUUUCCGGAGCACCUCUUGGUGCGGCACCCACCCCUGGGCUUCGUCCCGCUGGUGCCGCGUUCUUUGCCCCAAUUGGCACCAACGCCUCGGGCCCCCCUUCCCUCAGAACCGUAGCUAAGCCACCCCAACGAAGGCAUACGCAACAGUCUCAUUCCAACUAACACUGCCCCUCCCCCCAAAGGCGCUCGGGACCUCGAUUCGCCGCCCCGUCGGCCACGACCCCUGCCUGCUCUCCGUCUGCCUUGUUUUUCCCUGCCACUCUCCUACCCAGUGCUGCGCUACUCCGCUCACCCACCCCCUGGCAAUUGUGUUUUGUGCAGCACCUCACCACUGCCACACGCCUGUUCCCCACCCCCCCGUCGGCCGCCGGCCGGACCUGGCGCGCCCCGUCACCUAGCGACCCCGCACUUGCUGUGUGUGUGUGUGUUACCACCUUCCAUUCCAGUCCUCCGUGGUUUAAUUUGUCCCGCACCGCUUGUCCCGCUGAGCCGCCCUUUGACCUAGCGCGGGCUGCUCUGGCCCCCUGUACUGAAGCAAUCAACACCGAUGUCCCUCCUGUGCCUUAUGAGACAUGUGCCGCCGUCUUCUUUAUACCCCGCUCCUCUUCUUUCCACGCCGCCACAUGCUCGCUGAGCUCAGCAAGGGCUUCUGGCCGCCCACUUGUAUCACCCUGCUCCCAGGGCGGCUGCGCCCUAAUGAUGUGUAAGGCAGAGAUAGACCCA